AUGGAAGAAGACUUAUAUCCUUACUCUCCAGAAUCAAGUUCAGAAGGUGACAGUGCAUUAAGGAAUUACAAAGGUGAAUAUCUCUGCCCAUUUUGUAGUGCUAGUUUUCGAUCCCAAAAGAAGCAAUCUUACCAUACAAUCAAUAACCAUCCUGAGUGUAAAGAAUGCAAUCUUACUUUUAAAUAUAAAGACGACUUUUACCUUCAUAACUUGACUGCCCAUAUUGAAGAAACUGUUCUUUCCAACAAGCUGCUAGCAGGUGUUAACAAAUUUGAGAAAAAAUGCAGGCUAUGUGGAGUUGAGCUUGAAAGCCGAUGUUACGCCCAAAUGCAUAUCCAGUUUGCUCAUCCUCUUAUAAGGCCACUAUUUAGUCAUCUUCAAGAUAAUUAA
Molecule: messenger RNA, 390 nt
Organism: Blepharisma stoltei
Lineage: Eukaryota; Ciliophora; Heterotrichea; Heterotrichida; Blepharismidae
Source: the annotation of a GenBank genome assembly